CAAGUGAAUCCUUUAGGAGGAUAUUUGAAUCAUCUACUGGUUUGUUAAGUAUGGAGCUACCAAGGCGUAACAACGGCUUCCGCAAGGUUGCCAAGUGGAUUGUUGGUGCCGCUGUUGUGGCAGGUGCUGCCAGCGGCAAUGUCCUAUGCGAUGAGGUUUCGGGACCACAGGAGGCUGAAGUUAAUCAGGUUAAUUUGCAGAUUAAUGAGUCAAAGAGGGCUGAUGGAAACGUUGCGCAAGCCGAUAUCACAUUCGAUGACCCUAAAGAAGCAUACCGUAAAAAAGUAGCUGCUGUUGCUGAGGAGGAGAAACUAUUACAAGCACCAGAUGCUGUAAUUUUUAAAAAUGUAAUUGGUAAAACUUACACUAACAAAGAAAUCGACGAUCUUGUAGAUCGAACUGGUUUGAAAGGUACCAAAGGCGUUAUCCAGCAUGAGUUAGGAGUAAGGAGAGCUCAAUUACUGCGUGAAAUGGAAAAGUUCAACUCAGUUUUGGAAGUCCUUCCUAAAGAAAUUGCUGUAGAGGCUGGAAAAUACCCAACCUAUGAUAAAUUACCAGCUGCUUUAGCUAAAGAAGUGAAAUGGAAUUAUUUUAAUAAAAGGCAUUUUGGACUUAUGGAACAAGUUCCUCAAGACCUAGCAGAUGAAAUGAUGAAAUGUGAUAUUUACGAAGGAUUUUCAGGCAAGUUGAUUGAUAAAAUAACAGACUUUUUACAUCCAUUCGAUCCUUCUACUGUGAUUAUUGAUGAAGCACACCGUGGAAAGAGUGCUGGUAGUGCACCGGCCGCACCUCCCACACCGGGAGGUACUAAAGUUACAAAAGAAAACGAAGAGAGAGAGGAUAAUAGUGUAAAUGAAGGUAAGGGAGAAUCCCCAAAAGGAAAGAGCUGGUGGGCAAAACUAUGGAGUUAAUAACUAAUACCUGAAAACACGGGAGAUAUU
Molecule: messenger RNA, 941 nt
Organism: Babesia bovis T2Bo
Lineage: Eukaryota; Apicomplexa; Aconoidasida; Piroplasmida; Babesiidae
Product: Spherical Body Protein 2 truncated copy 2 (SBP2)
Exons: 1
Coding region: 51-911 (286 amino acids)
Source: RefSeq, a predicted model, not a curated record